This is a messenger RNA of Chlamydomonas reinhardtii, 2868 nucleotides long. RefSeq lists its product as uncharacterized. The transcript is spliced from 6 exons. The record is from RefSeq and is a predicted model, not a curated record. Gene Ontology annotation, cellular component: Golgi apparatus. Bases 310 to 1431 code for a protein of 373 amino acids. Lineage: Eukaryota; Viridiplantae; Chlorophyta; Chlorophyceae; Chlamydomonadales; Chlamydomonadaceae. Gene Ontology annotation, molecular function: arabinosyltransferase activity. Gene Ontology annotation, biological process: cell wall pectin biosynthetic process.
GCAAGAACGAAACUGCUGGACAAAGUUCAGCAAGUUUGCGGGCCUCGUUCUUGGAUUGGAACCAAACGUCACCCCCAAAAAGCCACACAGAGCAACCAACGAUGUUACUACAAGCAGACAAGGUGCUGUUGUAAGGCCGUGGCUUGACUCCGGUCUGGCAAUCGAGCGCGUCGACAUUGUGCUCUAGUGGUGAAGAUGUGCAAAUUGUCAGCUCGCAGUGUUAGCUGCAGAUGGUCACUGCGGCGGUGCCGCGCACUUAGCCGGGCUUACUUUUACCCAGGGGCCGUUCUGGCCCUUCUCAUCACGGCAAUGGAAGCUGCUGGCGACAAGGUUGUCGGCACCACCCAAGACGUCAAGGCAGUCGGCUCGCUGGACUCCCUGCCGCUGCUGCCCUGGCAGCGCCCAGUUGGUUGGCAGGCCCCAUAUGCCGGGUUACAGAACGACCUGGCAGCGCUGCUGGCGGUGCAGCGGCCGCCCGGCGCCACCUGGGUCGCAGUGUUCGCGCUGUCACACCUGGACACACAUCAUGCCCUGAUGAUGGCCAACGCGCUGACCACACUGCACUACUUUGGCGGCGGUGGCAGCUCCUACAUAGUGGCGGUGGCGGACAAUGAGGGGCUGGCGCACUGCAUGCGGCUGGGGCUGCCCUGCUACAACGCCACCCGGGAGGUGGCGGCGGAGCACAGGGGCGCACACGGCGGGUACGGAACGGAGGGUUACUACCUGGGUUGCUGGGUAAAGGUGCAUGUGGUGCGACGGGUGCUGCAGCUGCUGCCGCCCGGAGUCAGUGUGUUGCUCAGCGACCACGACGUGGUAUUUCUGAAGCGGCUGGCCCCCAGUGUGGACGCCUUCAUGUCCGGGACCGAGUGGGACAUGACGGCCAUGGUGGAGGACUACGGACAUAAGGGCGUCAACACGGGCGUACUGUUCAUCCGCAACAGCCCCAACUCCCGCGCCAUGUAUGACGCCUGGUCUGCCGCCGCCACCCGCCGCACCGGCGACCAAGAGGUCUUUUACGAGCUGUACGGCGUGCACUGGCUGGCGUGUGCGGGGCCCAAGGCGGCCGACUGCAAGCCCGACCCGGCGGUGGGGUCCCGCAAGGUGCCCACGGCGCAGGCGGCCCGUGUGGCGCGGCACAACAGUCCCUGGGAGCGCAACAUCAACUGCCCCCCGGUGGACCGGCACAAAUACGAUGACGCGUACCGGCACGAGGGCGUGGUGGACAGCCCCGACCACUGCGCUGUGCCAGGGCGGCUGUACGCCCACCUUAUAUGUGUGGGCGACAAGAAGCGCGGCGCAGAGGUGCUGGGCCUGUGGUUCCUGAACGGCGGGGAUCCGCUGGGGCUCCGCAUCAAUACGACAGCGGUGCGGGCCGCGGGGCUGCCUUGCGCGCCACCGGCCGAUGUGGCGAAGCUCAGCUUGGUCAAGUAGACGACGGAGCUGGGGGUUGUAAAUACCAGCUCAACCUAAUACAGCCCCAAUUCAAAAGAGCGAGGAGCGAGGGGUCGUCCAAGGGGCCGCGGAGGAAGGAGACUCUGAGAAUCAUCUCAGGGAUUUAUCACAUGUAAAUGUGUUUUGUUGAAGAGCAGAGCAUAAUGAGCGGUGUGCAUAGUACGCCAUGCGCGGUGCGGUAUGGGCUGCCUGUGUGUGUACCGUACGGGCUGCGUGAGUAUCCGCCAAGAUUCUGCCAGAGUGUACCGGUGCACUGCGCUGGCACAGUAAGGGUGCCAUGGCUCUGCAUGGCUGUGACAAUGUGACCUCAGUUUCGUUUGAACUAGAUGGAAUGUUGAUAUUUCCAUGGUUUCCCUCGUUUGCACCUGUUUGCAUUGCACUUUGCAAAGUGAUUCCAUAAAUGCAUCAUGCGCUCUGCCCCUUCAUCAGUGAUGGGCAGGGACUUUCACAUUGAUAACAAUUGCUUCGUUUUGCGAGCGACCUUGCGGUGUUGCUUGCGUAUGCAGGGGGGCGGGACACAGCAGGACAGGCUGUACCAGCAAGCUAUGCAGCGUGCCGGGUAACACCCGCGCACACAGUAUUUACGCGUUCGUGGUCGUUGAACGUCAGGGGUGCCCCUGUUGAACGUGUAUGGGGGGGUGUUGGUUUGAGUUCGCGGGUUCUGAACUUUUUGAGUUUACCGAGGCGGGGUGGGACUGGGCGGGCGUGAUCGCGCAGGCGGCGGGAGAUGGCGGGACGAGGCAUGGGGGAAGGGCAUGCGGUAGAGCGGGGACCAGGCCGGCCCCUUGUAGUCAGAGGGCUGAAACUCAAGGGCGAUGACGACCCGGGGCACGCAAUGGCGGGUCACUAGGAGAUGGGGUACGAUGUGACGUAAGACCGUUCAGCAGGAGAACCGCCGUUGCGGCGGCGGCAAGGAGUUUGCAGCAGCAGGGGACUGUGUUUGAGGUGAGUAACGUAGUCGUCAUCGAUAACUGUUAUGGACUGUGGACCAGUUAAAGGCAGGCGCGAUGAGACUCUUUUGUUAGUGUAACUGGAGGACACAGGGACACACGCACCCGGACAGGUCCAGAUAGUUGCGCGUAUGGGCACACGUUCCACCCCUGCGUCGCAGUACCGUACUGGGGCCAGGGUCGUGCUGUCGGGUCCACGCGGUGAUUGCGUGGGAAGAGAGGGCGGCAAGGAGGGCGGUAGGCCGUAGGCAUAUCAGGGGCCGAUCCACUUGGCAUUGUGCAUGCACUUAUCCAUCGCCUGAGGACAGGCUCAGGUGGAUUGCACGAGGACUGAUGGUUGCUGUGCGGAGUAAGCAGUAAAUGGCAGGGGGCGGGUCCGUGGGCGGGUCCGUGGCGAUGACAUCGUGCCAUCGCACAGGCAUUAGCCGGCGCACCAUGCGAAUGCCAACUGUAAAUGCUCACGCAC